Messenger RNA from Hermetia illucens (black soldier fly), 2687 nucleotides. RefSeq names its product zinc transporter 9 (gene ZnT49B). The coding region runs from base 324 to 2225 and encodes 633 amino acids. NCBI's taxonomy places the organism in Eukaryota, Metazoa, Arthropoda, Insecta, Diptera, Stratiomyidae. The record is from RefSeq and is a predicted model, not a curated record. Gene Ontology annotation, cellular component: membrane. Gene Ontology annotation, molecular function: monoatomic cation transmembrane transporter activity. The transcript is spliced from 12 exons. Gene Ontology annotation, biological process: zinc ion transport; transmembrane transport.
GUCAGAUCAGUUUGACAUUUCGAUUUCCGUAUGUGUUGACAUUGGAUUAAAGGGAAAAAGAGUAAGCCGACCGUGAACGCUUCAAACACAGCCAACUAUUGAUCUGCACCGAGAAGUGAUGUCAUAGUUGCACCCAACAAAUCGCUUUUAGGAAAAUUAUGCCGUAGCAGCGGCCGUCAAUACCAAAAUCAUCCAAGCCUAACCUCAAAGCGCAAUUCCAAGUGUAUCCAAUUCGAACGUCACUUUAUAGCUGGCUGUCACUAAUUUAGCGAUCGCCGCUGAAACUUUUCGCCAAAUUCCUUCCGCGUCCGGAACUCGAAUCAAUGCCGUCCAAGGUUCUGCUAACGCGGAGCAUUGACAUCGCCCGAGUGCUGAUCUACAGGCGGACGUUAGCAGGGAAGAUCUGUGGCGAGUGCAAACAAGCUGCAAACAAACUUCCGUUCAGGUCGCUCUUCACUUCGCACUUUUGUAUAGUCCGGGACAAUCGGAUACUUCUCUGUUCGGUCAGGAAUCUCAGCUCCAAUGAACCAAAGAAUCUUCCGGAAGACAAUGCAAAGCCCGAGUCGCAGGAAACCGCAUCACCUGUCGAUCCGGGCCAAAACGCGGAGAAGAUGAUGAGCACUGCUUCGGACACAACAAUUCUGUCCCAAAUCAGCGAUCCGGUGACCAAAACCGUAACCUACGAGCUGAGCACGAACAAAGGCAAGUUAGUAGUAACUGCAAACGUUGAGGACUCGAAAGUGCACGACGUUGUGCUCGAUAAGGAGAUGAACUCUCCUGCUUCGCCGCUCACCAACGCCGGCAUGGAUCAGCUGGCCGCUGCAGCCACCGUGCUCGCAACCAAAGACCUUACGCUGACCAAGCGAACUCGAGUCGACUUCAAUCGGUCGUCACUCGAACGAAAUUUCAUCACACCAGCACGCGCCCUUUCCGACUUCCUGCUAAGAGCAUCGGAUCUCGAGAGCCUGCCGAAAAUCAAGAGGCGAUCGCCCUACGAGCAAGAGCCACCCAUCACAGUCUACUGGCGCAAGGACGUCGAAUCCAAGGCGAUCGAAGUGUGGGGAUCCCGCGAGAACCUGCUGAGGGAAUGUCUGAAGCGGGAAAUCGACCGGAAGAAGCAUCAACAAAAUAUUUUCACCGUGAAGAGGAGGCUGCGGGACUACCGGAGGGAAGUCGGGAGCAGGGCGGUCGUAGUUGACGACGAACCCGGCCUUAUGGGCAAGUCCGGUAGAGUUGUACUUAUUGCUAUAGGAAUAAAUGCGACGAAUUUUAUGUUCAAGGCUUUAGCUUGGCUGUACACCGGAUCUCAUAGUAUGUUCUCGGAAGCAAUCCAUUCAUUUGCUGACACUGCAAAUCAACUGAUCUUAGCCUACGGCAUUCAUAAGUCUACCCAGCUAGCCGAUACGGAACAUCCCUACGGAUAUGCCAACAUGAAAUACGUUUCAUCUUUAAUCUCAGGUGUUGGUAUUUUCUGUGUAGGCGCUGGUCUGUCGGUAUAUCAUGGCAUCACAGGAUUAAUCAGCCCAGAACCGGUUGGCGAUUUUUUCUGGGCUCUUUGCAUUCUUGGUGGCUCAUUAGUUUCAGAAGGUGCGACUUUACUAGUUGCCAUAAAUGAAAUUCGACGAUCCGCCAAAAACUCUAACAUGAGUUUCAAGUCUUAUGUUCUUCGAGGACACGAUCCAUGUGUUAAUGUUGUGCUAACAGAAGAUGCAGCGGCCGUGACUAGUGUUGCCCUUGCGGCUGUUUGUAUGACGCUAACCACAGUGACAGGAUCCCAUAUUCCAGAUGCGAUCGGCGCAAUCUUGGUAGGAGGAAUUUUAGGUGGCGUUGCGUCAUUCAUAAUUUACACAAAUGUUGCUGCACUUGUUGGAAAAUCGAUUGCACAAGAGCAUUUGAAUAAAAUAAAUGCGGAGUUAGAGGCGGAUGUCAUGAUAAGGGCUAUCCAUGACGUGAAGGGAAUCGACAUGGGCAACUCACUGGUGCGAUAUAAGGCUGAAAUGGAUUUUGACGGCAGGGAGCUAACACGAUCCUAUUUAGACAAACAGGAUUUGAAUGAACUUUUAGCGACGGUAAAAUCAUUCCAAACCGUGGACGAGCUUGAAGCCUUUUUGCUGAAACACGGAGAAAAUAUCGUCGACUUAAUGGGAGGUGAAAUCGAUCGAAUUGAGAUGAAGCUACGGAAAAAGUUCCCGGAAAUACGGCAUUGUGAUCUUGAAAUACUUUAAAAAGGAUAAAUAAACUUUACGGUUACCGGCUGUGUGGAUAAAUAUUUGACAAAUUUAUAGGAAUAGCGGCUUUGCUAAUCGACUAUGUUGAACUGUAUAUAUACUAGGCAACAUGAAAACUAAUUACGUAGAAUGUGCUUUAAGCAAACUGAUCGUAUCUGCGGCCAAUGCAUAAGCUCGGUGAUGUGCGUCUGAUUUUAUCGGGACCCGUGAUCAAAUUUCUUUGCUAACAUAAAUCUAGAAUUAUGAAAGAAUAUUGAACUGUUCAGAGAAAGGCUUCCCACAGAGUCCAAACGUGGAUUGUCCUGCAGUUAUAAAAAAUAUUUAGUGUUAACAUAAAUUUCAGUGAAUAAUUUUUCUUAGCUAUUACCGAGAAACAAAUUCGUUGCGGUUUAUUAUGGUAUUUAUCUUGUACAAAAAAAGAAGAAAAUGUUUGUGAAUAAAGUAUUGAAUUUGAUUUAA